GGCAGGGCAGGGCAAGGACCAGCGGUGUCGCGGCUGUCUCUUGGGCCGCGCCGCUGCCAUGGAGACGCUGUACCGCCUGCCCUUCGCCGUGCUCGAGUGCCCCAACAUCAAGCUGAAGCGGCCGAGCUGGGUGCACAUGCCUUCGGCCAUGACCGUGUACGCGCUGGUGGUCGUGUCCUACUUCCUCAUCACCGGAGGGAUUAUCUAUGACGUGAUUGUGGAACCUCCCAGCGUGGGGUCGAUGACAGAUGAACAUGGGCACCAGAGGCCAGUGGCCUUCUUGGCAUACAGAGUAAAUGGGCAAUAUAUUAUGGAAGGGCUUGCAUCCAGCUUCCUCUUCACAAUGGGCGGCCUAGGAUUCAUAAUUCUGGAUCGAUCCAAUGCACCAAAUAUCCCCAAGCUGAAUAGGUUUCUUUUGCUCUUUAUUGGAUUUGUCAGUGUGCUUUUGAGCUUCUUCAUGGCUAGAGUUUUCAUGAGGAUGAAAUUACCGGGCUACUUGAUGGGUUAGUACCUCUUGUGAUGUAUGGAAGCUGGAGAUGAAUUUACUCCUCUUCAUGAAUUGUUUAAGAAGCAGCAGCAAGAAACAAAUUCCAUAGUCACCGUCAACAGGAAGGAGACUUGGCCAUGAGAAACAACUAGGGAAACUGCUUUCUCUGCAAACAAACUCCUCUUCCAAUGGCUGAUUUGUGGUUUUGAAGCAAUGGUUUAUCACUUCUGGUUUAGAGCUUUUGAAAAGACCAAGUUACCUAGCUGGGUUUUUCUCUUAUAUCCCAACUCAGUAUGAAAUAGAGAACCUAUCUUCAGCUCUACCUGAAAUGAGUAUUAGCCAUUGUCUUGACAGUUCUUUGUUGCAGGUCUGUCUCCUCUUCCCUGUGUGGGAAAAUUACAUGUGUGAUUCGAAGAAUGUUUCUUUCCAAGUUAUAAUUAGAAAAUUAGUAACUUUGGAUGAUUUACAGUCAAAAUACAACGUGUCAGGAAUUACUUUAAAGGCACCUUUUGCCUUUAUAUUAAUGGCUCUAUGUGAGCGAAUCCAGACAUGCACUAGGAAAGGCAAACUCUAUGAAUGUGCAUUUCUUUUUGAAAAAGUGUAUGAAAGGAGCCAAAUAAAACUUAUUUUCUACAAAA
Molecule: messenger RNA, 1125 nt
Organism: Athene cunicularia (burrowing owl)
Lineage: Eukaryota; Metazoa; Chordata; Aves; Strigiformes; Strigidae
Gene: OSTC
Product: oligosaccharyltransferase complex non-catalytic subunit
Exons: 4
Coding region: 59-508 (149 amino acids)
Cellular component (GO): oligosaccharyltransferase complex
Source: RefSeq, a predicted model, not a curated record